Molecule: messenger RNA, 812 nt
Organism: Portunus trituberculatus (swimming crab)
Lineage: Eukaryota; Metazoa; Arthropoda; Malacostraca; Decapoda; Portunidae
Product: armadillo repeat-containing protein 7-like
Exons: 6
Coding region: 211-771 (186 amino acids)
Source: RefSeq, a predicted model, not a curated record
GGCGGCCGGAGCAGCGGGCGGCAGGAGGCAGUGGUGACAACGGAAUGGAGGGUGCACGGUGACGGGAGGCGAGAAAACAGUUGUUGCAGCAGGACGUGUGAACAUCCCCUCCCCGGCAGCAUCGUAACCUCUCCUGGAUGGUUAUGUGUGAGGGCGUGAGGGCAUGAAGGGAAGAGACACCCACACACAGCCAGAGAACAUGUGAAGGGAAUGUUCAGCAGUCAUGAGCAGCUUGUGAAGCGCUCUGGCAAGAAAGGUGUGGACCGGCCACAGUACCUGAAAGAGCUGGUGGAAGAAUUUCUUACCUCUGGCAGUAUAGACUGCAGAAAACAAGUUCUAGCAAAUCUUGCUAACUUUGCCUAUGAUCCCAUCAACUACCAGUGGUUCAGGAGGCUGAAGAUCAUUGAUAUCUUCCUUGACCAGGUGUCUGAAGGAAUACAAGACUUGCGUAGCUUUGCCGUGGCGGGAUUGUGUAACCUUGCUCUGGAUUUAGAAAACAAGCAAUACAUUCUUAAAAAUGGAGGUGUGGCGCUGCUUCAAGAGUGCCUGCUGACGGAAGAUGAGGCAGUGGUUGCUUCAGCCCUGACGACUCUCAUGUUCCUCGUCACUCCUGAGUCAAAAUCAGAAAUAACAAGUACAAAAGUGGUGAGCCAGGUGUUGAAGAAAGUUAAAAGUGAUAAUCCCAGAAUUCAAAACUUGGCUAAAAUAUUCCUCUCAGAUUACUGCACAACUGAACAAGUGAGGGAAGCAGAGGAGGGAGAACAGAAGUGAUGGGAAUACCCUGCCAUUGUUAUUUCAGAGGACUUCCUAAA